Messenger RNA from Cydia fagiglandana, 1572 nucleotides. RefSeq lists its product as uncharacterized. The record is from RefSeq and is a predicted model, not a curated record. The transcript has 2 exons. Lineage: Eukaryota; Metazoa; Arthropoda; Insecta; Lepidoptera; Tortricidae. Bases 566 to 1441 code for a protein of 291 amino acids.
UGUUCCUACGAUAUAUUUAUAAUUAUUUUGAUAGUCUUAUUAGCAAGGUAUAACUUGUGUAUAGUUUCUCGAGUAUUUAUUUAGCAAGAUAGUUUCGAACCGCAACUAGGUAUCUUGCGGAAUAAUCGAUCUAAUUUUCAACGUUUUUAGGGUUCCGCAGCCAAAUGGCAAAAACGGGACCCUUAUAGAUUCGUCAUGACAUAGACAUAGACAUUAUUUAUUGGUAAUAAAAUAAAAUUACAAGUCAAACAUAUUACCUACUUAAUAACAUUACAAUUAAAUUGAAUUUGUAAAUUACAAUGUCAUUAGUUUAUACAUAAUUAUCAAUACAUUAUUAGCAAUUAGACUUAUUAACAAAUUCCUCAAACGAAUAAAAACACUUCUUAAUAAAAUUUCUACAUUAUUGAAAUUUGGUGCGAAGAUGUAUUCUGUUAACCGCAUUAAGAUUUUAAAAUAAAAUCAGAAAAAAUCCAAAUUUUUUGGGGUUCCCCAUACAUAGAACAGAAACUCAAUUUUUUUUCAUUAAACCUAUACGUUUGGGGUAUCUUUGGAUAAGUAUUUUAAAAUGAUGUUGAGGUUUUUUUUUAUUUUAGGUGCCGCUGAAAUAUACAAUCCGUCUUGGUAUGCUUACGAAACCAUGGAGUCAUUUUUACUACCAGUUUAUACUUGCAAUGAAGGGAUAAACAGCGAAACUCAAUCACAACAAAUAGAAGAAGAUGCAGAUCAGACAGAGGAUGAUCCUCUGAUAAGAGAUCGUACAAGUACGGUUGCCGCGGAUCAGACAGAGGAUGAUCCUGUGAUAAGAGACCGUACAAGUACGGUUACUCCACUAUCCAGACCACCAACCAUACAGGCGGUUACUAAUAAACGUCGUCGCCCUUGUUCUGAAACGGCUGAAAAGCAAAUGGCCGUGGCUUUUGGACAAUUAACAAAUGUUUUAGGUCAAAAGCAGAAUGAAAAUAUACCUGCUUACAAAGACGACGAUUGCGAUCUAUAUGCUAAAUUAUUGGCUAUAAAGCUACGUGAAUUGCCAAGUGAUGAACGAAAAAUUUUGAUGUACCAAAUAGAUGGGUUGUUUAUAAACAGAAUAAAUCAAAAAUCAAAUGAGCGUCAUACACCAUACCCUCAAUAUUAUUCUAGACCGUCGUCAAUGGCUGGUGCAUAUUCACGCCAUACACCAUCUCAACUUUUUCCGAAUCGGCCAGCAUCAGUUAAUAGCGUUAAUUCUGAACCCAUUCAUAACAAUCUAAGUUUUUUUCCCUCUCCAACCUCCGAAACCUCACAUUCAGCGCCAAACAUAACAGCUUCAUCUACAUCAACAGCAUCCUCGUCAUCUAUUCGCAUUAUAUCGGACCAAGUCAUCAAUCCAGUUCCACGUGAAACCAACAUUAUAAACAUGGCUUUAUUGAAUGCUUUUGAAGAUUUUGAUUCGUCGACAUAAUGUUUAUUAAACUUGUUGAAUAAUUAAACAAUAAUAAUAAAGCAAUGAUUCUAUUAAACUCUAAAUAAAUGUAUAACAUUCUAUUAAACUCUAAAUAAAAGUAGUACAGCAAAAAAAAUAUAUAACAUAAU